Molecule: messenger RNA, 2691 nt
Organism: Herpailurus yagouaroundi (jaguarundi)
Lineage: Eukaryota; Metazoa; Chordata; Mammalia; Carnivora; Felidae
Gene: KLC1
Product: kinesin light chain 1
Exons: 18
Coding region: 355-2232 (625 amino acids)
Biological process (GO): microtubule-based movement
Cellular component (GO): kinesin complex; cytoplasm
Molecular function (GO): kinesin binding
Source: RefSeq, a predicted model, not a curated record
AACCCCAGGCAGUCCGGAGAGGUGCUUGUCUUUUUUCUUGGUGAACCAGCAGAAGCACAGGGUGCUUGUGGUGUGUGUACGCGUGCGUGUACAGCAGUGUGGUCACUAAAUCAAAGGUGCACCUGAACGCGGUGGAGGGAGCUUGGAUUCUGUUCCUGUUCUGGGUAGUGUGGGCUACGUGUCUUCAACGGUCCGUCUCCUCAUCUUUGGUGCUGAUUCACCCGCCGUCUCCAGCACUCGUCCGGUGGUGGGUGCAGAGCCCCGUCUUCCCCCCGGGGGACCCUGUGCCCUGUGUUCCAUGUUUUCUUCUUGACUUCUCAUUUUGCUUGAGCGCAUCUUCCUGUAGCCUGAGAAAUGGUGCAUGAGAGAAUGUAUGACAACAUGUCCACGAUGGUGUAUAUAAAGGAAGACAAGUUGGAGAAGCUUACACAGGAUGAGAUUAUUUCUAAGACAAAGCAAGUGAUUCAGGGGCUGGAAGCUCUGAAGAACGAGCAUAAUUCCAUUUUACAAAGUUUACUGGAAACACUGAAGUGUUUGAAGAAAGAUGAUGAAAGUAAUCUGGUGGAGGAGAAAUCAAACAUGAUCCGGAAGUCACUGGAAAUGCUGGAGCUUGGCCUGAGUGAGGCACAGGUUAUGAUGGCUCUGUCCAAUCACCUGAAUGCUGUCGAGUCGGAGAAACAGAAGCUGCGGGCACAGGUUCGUCGCCUGUGCCAGGAGAAUCAGUGGCUGCGGGAUGAAUUGGCCAACACGCAGCAGAAAUUACAGAAGAGUGAGCAGUCUGUGGCUCAGCUGGAGGAAGAAAAGAAGCAUCUGGAAUUCAUGAAUCAGUUAAAAAAAUACGAUGAUGACAUCUCUCCAUCCGAGGACAAAGACACUGAUUCCACCAAAGAACCUCUGGAUGACCUUUUCCCAAAUGAUGACGACGAACCCGGCCAAGGAAUCCAGCAGCAGCACAGCAGUGCAGCGGCCGCGGCGCAGCAGGGCGGCUACGAGAUCCCGGCGCGCCUGCGCACUCUGCACAACCUGGUCAUCCAGUACGCCUCCCAGGGGCGCUACGAGGUGGCCGUGCCGCUCUGCAAGCAGGCCCUGGAGGACCUGGAGAAGACUUCGGGCCACGACCACCCAGACGUGGCUACCAUGCUGAACAUCCUGGCCUUGGUGUACAGAGACCAGAAUAAAUACAAAGAUGCCGCAAAUCUACUGAACGAUGCCUUGGCCAUCCGUGAAAAAACUUUGGGCAAAGAUCAUCCCGCGGUGGCGGCCACUCUGAAUAACCUUGCAGUGCUGUACGGCAAGAGAGGGAAGUACAAAGAGGCCGAGCCGCUGUGUAAAAGAGCCCUGGAGAUCAGAGAAAAGGUUUUGGGAAAGGAUCACCCCGAUGUUGCGAAGCAGUUGAACAACUUGGCCUUACUGUGCCAGAAUCAGGGCAAAUACGAAGAAGUAGAAUAUUAUUAUCAAAGAGCCCUUGAGAUCUACCAAACAAAACUGGGGCCCGACGACCCCAACGUGGCCAAAACGAAAAACAACCUGGCCUCCUGCUAUCUGAAGCAAGGAAAAUUCAAGCAAGCAGAAACACUGUACAAAGAGAUUCUCACUCGUGCACACGAAAGGGAGUUCGGUUCUGUGGAUGAUGAAAAUAAACCCAUUUGGAUGCACGCUGAAGAAAGAGAAGAAUGCAAAGGAAAGCAAAAGGAUGGGACAUCUUUUGGAGAAUAUGGCGGCUGGUACAAAGCCUGCAAAGUUGAUAGUCCGACUGUUACAACUACUUUGAAAAACCUCGGGGCACUUUAUAGACGACAAGGCAAAUUUGAAGCUGCGGAAACAUUGGAAGAAGCAGCCAUGAGGUCCCGUAAACAGAGAGUAGCUGAAGUGCUGAAUGACCCUGAGAACAUGGAGAAGCGGAGAAGCCGGGAGAGCCUGAACGUGGACGUGGUCAAGUACGAGAGCGGCCCUGACGGAGGGGAGGAAGUGAGUAUGAGCGUAGAGUGGAACGGGGACGGCACUGGAUCUUUAAAGCGCAGUGGCUCCUUUAGCAAACUCCGGGCUUCCAUUAGACGCAGCAGUGAGAAGCUGGUUAGGAAGCUGAAGGGAGGAAGUUCUCGAGAGAGUGAGCCAAGGAACCCCGGCAUGAAGCGUGCCAGUUCUCUGAGUGUCCUUAACGUGGGUGGCAAGGCAGCCGAAGACCGUGGUUUCCAAGGCGUCCUCGGUAGAGCCUCUUUUUGUGGAACAUGAAGGCAGCAGCAGUGGUCUCGAGGACGCCAGCAUUAACUGAAACCACACCCGGCCCUGGAGGACCCAGGACAACACUGCUCGUGUGCAGCCAGAGCCUGCCCUGUGACAGCCAGGGGACGGUCACCGAGGCUGGAGGGCCCUGGAGCUGAGAGCCUGCAGCACUAACCUCGUCUUCUGUGUCCCCGUGCCACCAGCACACUGUCCUACUAACAGCCACACCGCUCACCAGGACGCGUCGCUUGCAAAGCCAUGGCCACGCUCGGCCCCUCCUGGGUGACGGGGUGGGCGCAGCCUCCCCCCUGGGCCGCGGUUCCCGGGACACCCGUGUCCCGAAAGUGCAAGGAAGAGGCAUUGGCUGCCUGGGCCCGUGUGCCCAAUCUUACCGUGUCACUUCCCGAAGCUGUGUGUGAUAUGUUCUAUUGUAAAUUUUGUUAAAAUUAAAAAGUUUAUAUGCCUUAC